This is a messenger RNA of Adineta ricciae, 420 nucleotides long. The record is from the annotation of a GenBank genome assembly. Lineage: Eukaryota; Metazoa; Rotifera; Eurotatoria; Adinetida; Adinetidae.
AUGAGCGAAUUGAUACAUAUUAGUUUAAGUGUUCGUCACUACAAUGCUUAUUGUGUUGUUUUUAGCUUCGCUAAUCGAGUGAAUUGUCAAUCAUUGGUAUCUUACAGUGAUCGAAAUCUACAGUGUUACUCGUGUAGUGAUUGUCCGGAGCCAUUCUUUUACGUUCCUACACAGGUUACGAUAACACCACCAGAUGUUGGUCAAUGCAUGAAAACCGUAGUGACUGUGGCAGGAUCAAAUCGUCUCCUUGUGAGUAAGGGUUUUACCCGGAGUUGUAUAUCCGAAUCGUCGGCGAAUGUACGCGUUUAUUGUUGUCAAUAUAAUUUUUGUAACGGAAGUCAUAUUUCGUCUUUGUCAACAUCUUUACUUUUAAUGAUGUUUAUUCUAACGACUUUGACCGAUAACACAUUUAUAGUUUGA